Molecule: messenger RNA, 162 nt
Organism: Racocetra persica
Lineage: Eukaryota; Fungi; Glomeromycota; Glomeromycetes; Diversisporales; Gigasporaceae
Source: the annotation of a GenBank genome assembly
UUUGAAGAGGCAGAAUCACUUAGAAAAAUGAUGAUCCGAUCUAGUACAGAUAAAACAGAAAAUAUAGAAUUUAUACAUUCAGAGGCCAUAUAUACGAGUCGCUUAUUAUCUAAUAUGCUGCCUAUUUCACGUAAACGAACUUAUGUUUAUUCUGGUAAAUGA